UCCAAACUUGGCAAAACGAUACCGUGGGUUGCGUUUAGUAACCGCCGAAUCGAUCACAGUCCUUAGCCUGUAUAUAAAUAUCAAAAGCUUCUUCAUUUGUUCCUCACACUUGGCAGUAGCGUUCGUCGGAAGCUCAAAAAUCUAGAGAGCGCACAUUGAUAAGUAAAGCACAAGAAUGGAAGGCACUGUCUUUGCCCCUGCUUUAGAAGGAAUCAAGCAUGUCAAGUCUGAGGAAGGAGUAAUGCUUACCACACCUUUCUUAGAUGUCUGCAAACACAUCUUACCUAUUAUAGAAAAGUUUGGAGCUGCCAUGGCACUGGUCAAGUCUGACAUUGGUGGAAAUAUAAUGAGGUUAGAAAACAAGUACUUGUCGAACCCAACAAAAUAUACAAAUUUGUACAGUAUGGUGCAAGAAGAGGUUGAGGCAAAGACAGCAAAAGGCUCUUCCAGUUGCACAAAUGGUCUUCUUUGGUUGACAAGGGCGAUGGAUUUUCUGGUGGCACUGUUUAGAAAUUUACUGGAGCAUCAGGACUGGGCUAUGUCACAAGCUUGCUCUGAUUCCUACAGCAAGACAUUGAAAAAGUGGCAUGGAUGGCUAGCGAGUUCAAGUUUUACGGUGGCUAUGAAGCUCGCUCCAGACAGGAAGAAAUUUAUGGAUGUAAUAUGUGGGACUGGUGAUAUAAAUAGCGACAUUGAAAAAUUCUGUACUACUUUCUCACCGCUUCUUGAAGAGAACCACAAGUUCUUGGCCAGCGUUGGAAUGGAUGAACUGAAAGCAUCUUAAGCUGAAAGGAAGUUUUGCUACUCUUUUCAGAUCCAUCGACACUGUGAGAAACUUUUGAAACAACAAUACUUCCUGCUUUUUCCUGUUGUACGAUGAGUAGCUGUACUAGACAAUGAAUUAUUUCGUCUACUGGUUUGUAACUUAUAAUGAAAGGGACUGGGUUUGAGGUCAAUAAGUAAUUCUGGAGACUAAUGAUUGUAACUCAAUAUUUUAUUUCAUUAUAGCUCAUGAUAACCUCUUGUGAAUUUAAAUUUUAAGUGAAUGUAUUCUUCAGCAAGGAAUAUUAUAUAAUUAGUAUAUUAGGUCGUGUUAGUUAAGUAGA
Solanum lycopersicum (tomato) is the source of this 1106-nucleotide messenger RNA. Its product is annotated as glycolipid transfer protein 1. Gene Ontology annotation, cellular component: cytosol; membrane; cytoplasm. NCBI's taxonomy places the organism in Eukaryota, Viridiplantae, Streptophyta, Magnoliopsida, Solanales, Solanaceae. The record is from RefSeq and is a predicted model, not a curated record. Gene Ontology annotation, molecular function: ceramide 1-phosphate transfer activity; ceramide 1-phosphate binding. Gene Ontology annotation, biological process: intermembrane lipid transfer; ceramide transport.